Messenger RNA from Porites evermanni, 3575 nucleotides. NCBI's taxonomy places the organism in Eukaryota, Metazoa, Cnidaria, Anthozoa, Scleractinia, Poritidae. The record is from the annotation of a GenBank genome assembly.
AUGGCGUCCUUGAGUGAGCAAAGUCGAGUAAGGGAAUUGUUCGAUAAUAUGACUUUAGGAGUCGUUCGAUCUCUUGGUAAGUUUGAAACUAAUAUGUUUAAAUGUAUAAUAAUCAGAACAAGAAUGGUAAUACUCGUUUUGACAGCAAACACAAAAGCAACAACCGUCGAGUCAUCUGCAACAUCGAGAGAUUUGGAAACACAAAGUAGCGGGCAGAAAAUAGCAAGUGAUAAAGAGUUUUAGGCAGCGUUUUUUAGUGAAAGUAAAUUUUGUUGUAGAAAAGAAGCCUGGUGUGACAGAUGUGCGUCUACUGGAUAGGCAGCCUGCAGAAAAACACAUCAUCUUCACAUGGGAGCAGGUCAGACAUUUUACGGUAUUUGAUAAUCAGUAGAUGGUUGAGGAUUUUCGUUACUAUCAUUGCUGGGUCAGUUGCUCACCUGCAGUGAUCAGCAAACCGUUAACUUUAUUUCUAAUCAACGACAUCAAUAAGUAAAUCAAUGAGCCAAUGAAUAAAGGGUUAAAUUUCUAUAGAGUGGUGUUGUAUUGUUGGGGGAGAGAAAAACAAAUAUUUAGUUCUAUCAACUGACAGGGCUGAGAGAGAGAGAGAGAGCUGAGAGUCCAGGAGCCAGGAAUUUCCCCUGGGUUUUACUUCCACAGAAAACAAAAGAAAAAUAUAGAACGAAAAGAACUUUCUAGCUUUUAGAUCCUCACCUACUUAUGCAACCUUGUUCCCAUUGUCCUCUCCUACUUGGCCCCAGUGGCGUCUCUCUCGCCAUGGGGGCCAAGAAGGAGAGGACCCUGGGAACGAGGUCGCUACUAAGGCCGCUACUAAUAUUUUGCCGCAUUGCAACAUAGCAAUUAGCUAAUAAAUAAUUAAUGAUUAACUAGAAAAAAUCUAACCAAAAAAGGCAUCUGUUAAGAGUAUCAGUUUUUUACACAUAUUACACCAAAAUAGAAGUAGAAAAACUAAUUAAUUGCUCUAAUAAUGAUGUUAUUUCAUUUGUUUAUUGUGUUUGACAGAAGAACAUGUGUAUCCUUCCAGAUGACUUGAAAAGCUUUUUCCUGACAACAAAUGGCCUUUUGAUACAGUGGAGCAUCAAGUUUGAUGGUGACAAUAAAAACACUGCUAAACCAUUUUGAAAUUGAAACUUUUCUGUACAUAGAAUUGCAGAAGAUGGUCAUUGAUUAAUAAUUCUUAUAGAGCGAUUUUCAUAUCACCUUGAAAAAUGGUUUCAGUAAGUGUUUGUUAUUUGUUUUAUCAGCUAAUGGAUAAAAAGAUCAAAACAUGGACUCUUUGUUUUCCUGGCAAAGAAAACCCUAAUAUGGAGAAGGCAUUGUUUAAUUGGCCAAUCGUGUUGCAGUAUGAUGUCAAAGCAAAGUAUCGAUUGAUUUCAAGAAAGUUCUCAGGCAUGAAGUUUUUUCAGUCGAGCGUUCACUUAACCAACCAAAAUUAAGCCACGCACAUUUGUAUCUGUUUGAUAAACCAAUCAAAUCACUCUAUUUGCAUUCGUUUGUUGUUUCUGUUUUGUUCGUGCAUUUUCAUUUCAAGGUCAUAAAAAAUUGCUCUAUUGUCCUUUGUUUUCAGGGAGUGUCUUACCACUUGGGAAGAUGGAACUUAAUCCUGUAGCAGGUUUAGUGUUGCUAUCACGAGCAACAGCUGUUUGUGAUGAUAAACCAUCUUUGGCUGAUUUAGACUCCGAGGAAGAUGACGAUGAUGAACAUGGUAACUUUCUUUCAACUACUGAGAUCAAUUGUCUUAUCCCUAUUAUUUUUUGUACUGUCUUAUUACAUGAAGAGGUUAUUAAUUUCCCCUCCCUAAAGAUAGCUUUUUUAAUAGAUUAAUUUUUAAGUAUCAUAAACUAGCUUUAUGAAUAUUAGAUCUUAGAAAUUUAAUAAUUGAGUUCACUUAAUGUAUUCAUAUUAUUAUUCAUUGAUAAAUUCUUUGAGUAACCCUCCCGGGAUUUUUUCCUGAGACAAUAAUAAUUGUUUUAAAUCAAAUAAUUUCCUUUACAUUAAUCACUGCAGGUCAUGUAAAGCCACACUUUGACAACCGCUGUAAGGUUUUUGAACUUGAUCCAUGUGAUGGACAUGGUAAAGUCUGCUUGGUUUACAAAGAUGUGAAAGCUGGUAGGUGAAAUUCUGCUAACAUGUAAUCAGGUUAGACUUUACAAUAUGCAGAGGGCUUUAAAAUAAUUCAUCAUUCAUGGCAUUCAAUAUGUUGAAGAGUUUGAAAGAAAGUCAUGUCCGAUAGCCCAAGGCUAGUGGAUUUUGCUAUCGGGCUAGUGAAUUCUCUUUUUAGUACAAGCUAGCUACAGCUUGCCCGAAUGGCAGGCUGUAAAACUGCUUUUCCUUGCACCCUGGAGGGAGGGGGGGCUUUAAUAGAGGAUUUACAUUAUAGAUACUUAAUUAUUAUUAUAAUAUCUUGUUUGCCUUAGGAGUAACUACCAGUCAGCCAGAAAUUUGGUUUCUGGAUCGUUCCCUGGAGUGGUCGUAUCUUGCAUCUUGCUUCACAGAUUACUUUAGAAUGAUGAUAGUGCACCUUGGUCUUCCUGUCUGGCAAUACCUUUUUACCUCAACAGGACUCAGUCCAGAAACAAAGGUUAGUUUUGCAGUUCCCAUGCUAAAUGCUUUCACUCAAAAUAAUACAGUGGCCAAGGUAAAAAUCUCCCUUAAAAAUUAAAAACUCUAAAAACUAUUAAGCAAAAUUUGGUCAAAUAGGUUUUUCCUGAAUGGUUUUUAAAACCUGUAGGAUUUUUCAACAGAUUUAAUAGUAAGAGAGACAAGUAAUUUCACCAUAACUUAGCAUAGGAGUGAAAUUAAUGAGGGUGAAAAGGAAGGGUAGUGGCUAGGAAGUGGAGAGCAAUUAAAGGGGAGCAUAAUGCGCAAUAGUUAAUUUUCAUGGGAUUGCAAACAUGAUGGCCAGUUUCUAAGACUGUAAAGCUGUCAUAUCUUGAAGGUCAGGUUUUUGUCUAAUAAGAAAUGGCAAUGUUAUAAACAGCUCCCUCGCUAUCCUGAAAAUAUAAAAACAAAAUUGUCAAUGGGAUCUAUACCCCUCCCCUGUGCCUAAAUGUGCUGCAAUUGCAGCUUACAGGAAGGAAUUUACGGUAGGUCAUCUUAACUGUUGAAAUAAUCAUUCUUUUUCUCACCAGCAAUGGUUUAAUCUUUAUGCACCAACAAGAUUAGCAAUUGACACAGCUAACAUGGAUCAACAAAGCAAACAGAAAGCAAGCCCAGCAGAAGUUAAUCAGCCAGCUACAAGUCUUCCAUUCAAUGCAUUGGAUGUCAACAGACUUUUUAAGGGUAAAACAGACAAAGUAAAGAGUAAACAGUCCCAGGCAAAGAAACCACCACCAGGGAAGACUCAGAAUCUUGGUCAAAGUCGCGGUGGGCAACUUGGUAGAAUGCCCCCAAGAUGAGUGCAAUCUAUGACUGAUUAGUGCCUACAGAAGCAGGGUGUCAAGUUCACACUCUUCUGAGACUGUCAGUCAAAGAUUAGAACAAGUGACUGAGAAAGCACUUAUUAGUCACGAUCAGCCUUCACUUAAAAUGCAGUCAAAACCAUUCAGUCUCAGAGG